AACCCCCAAAAAUCCCCCAAAAUUUUUCGGGCUUUCCCCCCAGAGCCGCAUCGAGGACCGUCUGGAGCGUUUGGACGACGCCAUCCACGUCCUUCGCAACCACGCCGUGGGCGCCGGGGAGCCCCACGCCGCCGCUUACGGCGCCGGGAUCCUGGCCAAUCGCCUCAUGAUUUCUCACCGGCACGUCCCUCCCGCCGCUCCGUUGGCCGCUCACCGCGACGAUUCCGUCGCCUCCGGACGUUCGGCCCAUUCUCUGCUCCCCAACCAAAUCCCGGUGCCGACGCUUCCGGUGACUUCCGCCGCCUCGCCGGAGCUUCACCAGGACCCCUACAGGGGAGUGGCCACCGGAGUGUCCUCGGGGAGUUCGGAGAUGAAGUCGGACGAUGAAGGGGACGAGAACCUCCAGGAGGUGAAGGAGGAGAAGAAGAAGAUGGAGGACGAGGAGAAGAAGGAGAUCAAGGCCAUAACUAGGUCGAGGUCUAG
Molecule: messenger RNA, 483 nt
Organism: Taeniopygia guttata (zebra finch)
Lineage: Eukaryota; Metazoa; Chordata; Aves; Passeriformes; Estrildidae
Source: RefSeq, a predicted model, not a curated record